GAACAUUUUGGGGACCCAUUCAAAGUGGCUUCUGCAUAUAUGGGGAAGGUGCCUGAAACCUAUGAACUUUGGUGAUCUUGCUUCUGCACAGCUUCACCACUUUGCGGACGCAAGUGAGGAGGGUUUUGGAACCGUGACCUAUCUGUUACUCCGUGACAUCAGUGGCAGAGCUUACUGCGCAUUUGUGAUGGGUAAGGCACGUGUGGCUCCACUCAAACCUGUUACCAUCCCCCGUAUGGAGUUGACAGCUGCGGUGGUGGCUAGCAGGAUGGACAAGCUGUGGAGAAGGGAGCUGCAAAUGGAGCUCAAAGAAUCAGUGUUUUGGACGGACAGCACUUCUGUUUUGAAAUACAUCAAGAACGAGACCUCGAGGUUUAAAAUCUUCGUAGCCAACAGAGUGUCUGAAAUCCUCCAGUUUUCCGACAUGUCCCAGUGGAGGUAUGUGAACACAGUGGACAACCCGGCAGAUUUGGCUUCUAGAGGUGUCAAAGUUGAGUCUUUCCUGAGAGCUGGUGUUUGGCUUUGUGGUCCUGAUUUCCUUUCAGGAUCGGAAAUCGAAUGGCCGACAAACCCAGAGGCUGUGGCAGAGUCUCUUGUUGGAGACCCGGAGAUUAAGGUUGUGUUGACGAAUGCUGUGCAGGUCGAGCAGGAAACUCCAGUAGACAAGCUCAUCUGUCACUUUUCCUCCUGGCUCGGAUUGAAGCGGGCUGUUGGUUGGUUCCUCAAGUUCAGAAACUUGCUGUUGUCCUUGGUGCAGCAUAGGCAGCAGUUGAGAGAGACUCUUGUGGGGUCAGACUUGAGUCCUGCGCAACUGGAGAAGGAACUGAAGAUCCAGAUGGAAAAUAUUAAAAGUAAAAUGUCUAAGGACUUGCUGUCAGUGGAAGAUAUGGUUGCAGCUGAGAAAGCCAUUGUUCACUUUUGUCAGAGACGAAGAUAUCCCGAAGAGUUCGCUUAUUUGGACAAAGGAGAAUGUGUCAAAAGGACGAGCCACCUCUACAGGCUGAAUCCCAUUUUGGACAAUGGUUUAAUGAGGGUUGGAGGAAGGCUUAGUAGAUCUGCUUUGCCAGCUGAGACUAAACAUCCAGUUAUCUUGGCUAAAGACCUGCACAUCUCUAAUCUUAUUCUUCGUCACAUCCAUCAAGGAACUGGUCAUAGUGGACGUAACCAUAUGCUUUCUCACCUGCGUCAAAGGUAUUGGAUUCCAGGUGCGUGUGCUGCCAUUAGAAAGAUCCUGGCUAAAUGUAUUGUCUGUCGCCGUUUGUCUGCUACACCUGGAAAUCAAAAAAUGGCUGACUUGCCUUCUUGUAGAAUCACCCCAGACGAGCCUCCAUUCAGUCAUGUUGGUCUAGAUUGUUUUGGGCCAUUUGAUGUAAAGCGUGGUCGUGCUAUGGUCAAGAGGUAUGGCCUCAUUUUCACUUGUCUGGCGAUACGUGCUAUACACCUUGAAGUUCUGUCUUCGCUAGACACGGACUCCUUUAUCAAUGGUUUGCGAAGGUUCAUUGCCAGACGUGGUCAGGUCCUGGAAAUCCGUUCGGAUAAUGGUACCAACUUUGUGGGCGCUGAACGUGAAUUGAGGGAGGCCUUGGAAAAGCUAAACCACACUCUUGUUAAUAACACCUUGUUGCAAAAGGGCGUGAAGUGGGUUUUCAAUACCCCUGCCGCGUCGCACCAUGGAGGCGCUUGGGAGAGAUUAGUCCGUUCAGUUCGUAAAGUCCUGAAUUCCAUCUUGAAGACUCAGACCCUGGAUGAGGAAGGGUUGGUGACUGUGUUUUGUGAAGCAGAAGCGAUUGUUAACAGCCGUCCUAUAACGAAGGCAUCCACGGACCCUAAGGAUUUGGAGGCGUUAACCCCCAACCAUCUAUUACUCCUCAAGUCACAGCCAUCAUUGCCACCUGGUCUGUUUGAGAAGGCCGAUGUAUAUGCCCGUCGCCGUUGGAAGCAAGUACAGUAUAUGUCGGAUCUUUUUUGGAAGCGUUGGUUAAGAGAGUAUCUUCCUAGUCUUCAAGAGCGCCAAAAAUGGAAUCAUGUUAGGAGGAAUUUUACGCCUGGUGACCUUGUCAUGCUCGUGGAUGAGAUGGCACCACGUGGCUCGUGGAUUACAGCAAGAGUUUUAGAUGCUGUUCCAGAUAAAAAUGGACUUGUGCGCACUGUGAGGAUUAAAACUAAGUCGAGUAUUUUGGACAGACCAAUCACGAAAGUUUGCCUUCUGCAGGAAGCGGAAGAACAGUGACCGUUAUGGACUCUUUCUUUUUGUGGUUUAGUAUGGUUUCUCUUCUGUCUCCUACAAGUAGUUGGUGGUGGGUAAUUAUUACUAGUUAAUAAUUAGGGGCCGGUAUGUAGGAGCCAUUCGUGGGUGUUCUAUUGGUUUCCUCACGUGACCCAUGUGCACUAUACUGCGGUGUCUGGGGGCGGCACGGUGGGUGUGGUGUGGCCUAUAUAUGCGCGCGCUCACCUGCUGAGUGGAAGGCCUUGUAUCAUGGUGGCGGGGUGAGCACGGGGAGCAACUUUCUGUUGACCGUAUUUUAACAGGAAAGAUUUGCAUAUAGAAGCUAUCGGUGCAUGGCUACGGACGGCAGCAGCUUUACAGUAAGUGCUCUAACGCGUACGCCUACUAUGACAAUCAAGUACCGUGUAUAUGCAUUUGUUCAGAGUUACGCGUCCACAGUGUUUUACCCCGUGUCUUAGCCCGCCGCGGCGUGUGGGAUGAGCAUUG
Boleophthalmus pectinirostris (great blue-spotted mudskipper) is the source of this 2713-nucleotide messenger RNA. RefSeq lists its product as uncharacterized. The coding region runs from base 62 to 2230 and encodes 722 amino acids. Gene Ontology annotation, molecular function: nucleic acid binding. The transcript is spliced from 2 exons. The record is from RefSeq and is a predicted model, not a curated record. Lineage: Eukaryota; Metazoa; Chordata; Actinopteri; Gobiiformes; Gobiidae. Gene Ontology annotation, biological process: DNA integration.